AUGCCUCCUAUAUACGUAAAACCUGAAAAUGCGCUCAAGCGAUCAGAAGAGCUUUUGGCUCUUGGGACACCUCAAUCUCAACAACAAGCUUUCGAGAACUUGGUAGAGGUGUUCAUGAGCAAAAAGUUCAAGCACACCCCUGUCAGCAUUCUCGAGCCUAUCGUGUUCAAAUUCCUCGACCUGUGUGUGGAGAUGAACCGAAAAGCUCACGCUCGACAAGCCUUAUUGCAAUUCAAGAAUGCUGUUCAAACUACCUCCGUCGCUUCCAUCGAAAAGGUCUUGAACCACUUCAUCGCUCAAGCUGAAGCCAGACUUGCAUCAGCUACCGAACAAGCUAAAGCUGAGGUUGCCGCUCUACCCGAAAACCCAGUUGUCGACGACGAACUCCCUCUCCAACCCACCUCAUUGCUCUUAGAUACCUUUGUUGACAACGCUGGUGAUAGAGAAAGAAUCGAGAGGAGAUUGAUUGCUCCCGCUCAGAAAUUCUGUUGGGACGCCUAUGACAUCUCAUUAGAUAUUGCCAAGAGUAACGAUAGGUUGGAAGUAAUCUACCAAUCAGUCGCUCACAGAGCUUUCAACUUCUGUAAAGUCCACCAGAGAAAAUCCGACUUUAGGAGAUUAUGUGAACAACGUCUCCGAAAGGAUCUCACCAAUGCUGCUAAAUACGGUCAUCAACAACAUGCCAUCAACCUCUCCGAUCCUGAAACUCUCGGUAGAUUCCUUGAUACUAGAUUCUUACAGUUGGAAACUGCUGUAGAAUUAGAACUUUGGCAAGAAGCUUUCAGAUCGGUUGAAGAUGUUCAUGGAUUAGUUGCUGCUGGUAAAAAAGUAGCUAAACCAGCUAUGAUGGCCAACUACUACGAGAAAUUGACUCAGAUCUUCAAAGCUGAAGGUGGUAAACAAACUGCGGUUUUCCACGCUGCCGCUUGGGCAAGAUACUUCCAAUACGCCGAAAGAGCAGGUAUCUCCAACGACAAAGCACCAGGAAGUGUACUCCUCUCAGCUCUUGCUGUUCCCCUUGGUGAAGUCGAGACCAAACAACGAUUGAUCGCUCUACUCAAUCUCCCCAAGAUGCCCACUCGAGAAUCACUCGUCAAGGAUGCUGCCGGUAAACACCUCAAACGAGUGCCCGCCGAUAUCCGACAAAUCUACCAUAUCCUCGAAGUUGACUUCCAGCCUACCACCGCUUGCAAGACCCUUGCUCCACUCAUCAGCUCUCUUGCUCCAGAGUACCAACCUUACCUUCCCGCCCUUCGAGAAGUCGUUCUUUCUCGACUUGUUCAAGAACUCGCUCAAGUUUAUGACACUGUCACCCUUUCUCAUAUCUUGAACCUUGUCAAACCAUUCGAGAACACCCCUUGGGCCACCGACAUGCCCUCUCUUGAGAAGUUCCUCAUGUCCGCCUGUCGACGAGGGGACAUUAGUGCUUCAGUUGAUCAUGUCGCUCAAACCAUCACUUUCGUUACUUCCACUGCUCAACCCAACCGACUUUCUGAUCUCGCCAUUGUCCUUUACAACACCAUCCAAUACCUCAACCCUACUCCCGUCACUUCUCGAGCUGAUGCUUUCGCCGCUGCUCUGGCUCAAGCUGAAGAAGAGAGGAAGCAAGUCGCUCAUCGACGACAGAUUGUUCAGAAGAGAAGAGAAUUGAUGGAAGAAGCCAACUUGAGGAAACAACGAGAAGAAUCUACUGCUUUGGCCGAGAGGUUGAAGGCAAAGGCUUUGGAGGACGAACGAAGGGCUAAAGAGGCAGCUAAACAAGCUGAAGUUGAUCGAUUGAAGAAACAGAUGGAGGAUGCUCGACGAGCCGAAGCUGAACAAUUGGCCAAACAAUUGGCUGAUAAGGGAGCUUUGAAAGUUGAUAUCAAGUCUAUCGAAGAUCUCGAUUCGUCGAAAUUGGUUGCUCUUCAAGUUGAACAAUUGGCCAAGGAGAAGAGGGAACACGCCGAAAGACUUAGAAUCGUUGGCAAGAGGGUUGAUCAUUUGGAGAGAGCCAUGAGGAAAGAAGAGAGACCGUUGUUAGCGGAAGAUUAUGAGAAACAGAAAGUUCAAGAUAAGAUUGAACAUGAGCGAUUGAACAAGGAAUCCAAAGAAUUGGCUAUCCAACAGCAGAAGGCAUCGGUGGAAUUGAAGAAUAGAUUAGGAAGGAUGUUACCUGAUUUCAUCGUUGCGAGGGAUAACGUCGAGUCUCAACGUGAGCAGGAAUUCAAGGUUGCAAGAGAGAAAGCAAGGGAGAAGGUGGAGGAAGAAAAGAAGAAACUGAAGGAGAGAUUGAUCGAGAGGAAGAAGGCUGAAAAGGCUAAGAGGGAAGAAGAGAGAAGGGAAGCUGAAGAAAGGGAAAGACAAGCUGCAGAGGAAGCCGAAGCUAGAGCUGCCGAAGAAGCCGCUCGAGCAGAGGAAGAAGCGAAAGCUGCUGCUGCUAUCGAAGCUGCCAAAGCUGAAGCUGCCGAACGAGCCGCCAAAGCACGAGCUGAGAGAGACGCCCAACGAGCCAAGGACGAAGAAUUGCUCAAGAUGCGAUUGGCAAGAGAGGAAGAAGCUGAGCGUAGACGAGCUGAGCGAAGUAGCGGUGCGGGAGCGUACAGGCGACCUGGUGCUCCUGCCCCCGCUGCUGCUGAGACUCCUGCUGCUGCUCCCGCCCUUGCCCCUACGACUGUCAAAGCUGGAGGAUGGAGAGAGCGAGCCGCCGCCAAGGCUGCUGCCGAGGCUAAUGGUACCGCUUCACCUACCGCCACUCCCUCAUCACCCGCUCGACAGGCUUCCGCACCUGCUCCGGCCGAAGGCCAAGCUCAAGGGGAUGCACUAGCUCCUGAGAGAGGUGCUAAGUGGACGAGAGGUAUGGGAGGAAGAGGUAGAGGAGGUGCGACUCCACCUACGUCAGGAAGAGCUCCUUCGAGUAGAUGGUAA
This is a messenger RNA of Kwoniella botswanensis, 2907 nucleotides long. RefSeq lists its product as uncharacterized. The transcript is spliced from 4 exons. Gene Ontology annotation, molecular function: mRNA binding; translation initiation factor activity. Gene Ontology annotation, cellular component: multi-eIF complex; eukaryotic translation initiation factor 3 complex, eIF3e; eukaryotic translation initiation factor 3 complex, eIF3m. Gene Ontology annotation, biological process: formation of cytoplasmic translation initiation complex; translation reinitiation. Lineage: Eukaryota; Fungi; Basidiomycota; Tremellomycetes; Tremellales; Cryptococcaceae. The record is from RefSeq and is a predicted model, not a curated record. Bases 1 to 2907 code for a protein of 968 amino acids.